AUGAUUUACCACUCCUGGAAACUUUGUACCCUUGUCGGGUCGCUGGCUGCUUUAAAGUCUUUAGCUGCCGACAUAAGCACGCCGAAGACCUUUACCGGGGGCACUCCACCAUGUGACGCACUCAUCGCCGCUGGUUUAAGGGACAGGGUUUUAUCGCCAAUCGACCCAGGGUAUGAGAAGCAAGUCCAAACCUGGUGGGCUCGAAACGCCCAACUUCAUCCGUGGUGUCUUGUGCUGCCCGAGAGUACCGAAGAAGUUUCCCUCACGUUGACCACGCUCCUCAAAGCUGACAACGGCGCCGGGGACUGGCACAUAGCGGUCCGGAGUGGAGGCCACGGCUUUCAGCUGAACAACAACAUCCAGAAUGGCGUGACUAUCGAUUUGAGCAUGCUGAAUUCUUCCACUUAUGAUGCUGCAACUAAUACCGUAAUGACCGGCUCAGGAGGCCGUUGGGAGAAUGUCUACGCCAGCCUGGAAGAGCAAGGCAUCGUGGUAGUCGGUGGCCGCGAUGGCGACGUUGGGGUGGGCGGGUUUCUCCUCGGCGGCGGCACAUCCUAUUUCUCACCCAAGUAUGGAUUCGCCUGCGACUCUGUCCUCAAUUACGAGGUGGUUCUCACCAAUGGCAGCGUGGUCAAUGCGAACAAUACCAGCAACUCGGAUUUAUGGAAGGCGCUUAAGGGUGGCGGCUCCAAUUUUGGCAUUGUUACGAGGUUCGACCUAGAAGCCCUUCCCGCCCGUGACAUCCACUACGAAGUCCGAAUUCUGCCGGCAAGUGCUCUAGAUGUGGUUUCCGACACACUUGUCAAGUUUGCGAAUCACAACAUGUCGUUGGCUGAUAAUGCACUCGUCACUUUUCUCCAAUACAACGGCAGCGCAGGCUCUGAUAUCACGAUCACGGCCAUUUAUGUCAACACUGUUGGAGAUGAUGACAUCGGAACGGCUUUUGAUAACCUCAGAGAUCUUCCGGCUCUUCGCAAUGUUUCUGUGAAACAGUCUGUGGCUAAGACUGCCGCAGGUUCGAAAGUCCAGGGCGGACAGCUAAGUGCUGCGGCGACUGUCCUGUUCAGGAAUGACCCAGAGAUCCUUCGCUACGCCAACAAGCUCCACGAAGACUUUGUCAAGUCACUUCAGAAUUCCAUCAGUCCAGAAGCAUUUGGAACGAUGAUCUUUUUACAACCCGUGGGAAUCGAUUACGGGAGUAUUGCAGAAAAACGUGGCGGGAACAUGCUUGGGCUAGACAGAUUGCAGUCCAAUGCCAUCAUGUGGACGGGAGGUGUGUAUGUCUUGACGAACGAUGCAGACUUUGCCAUCGCGCAAGCACGUUUGGCUGCGAUGUCGUACAUGAUUGAGAAAUUCGCGAAAUCUGUCGGGGGCGCCAUGGACCUGGUCUAUCUCAACUAUGCCAGUCCUCGACAGGAUGCCCUAGCAGGUUAUGGCCUACAGAACGUGCAGUUCAUACGGGAUGUUGCUGCCAAGUAUGACCCGAGCGGAGCAUUCCAAAGUAGAGUUCCCGGGGGCUUUAAAAUUGGGAGAUCUGGGUAGGAGAACGAGCUAAAAGAGGCAAAUGGGGUCGACGCGCUGCCAGAGGUGAUAUUUGCAAGCGAAGGUCUGUGAUAUUGAUAUUGGAGGUCAAGACACCCCGUUCGUUGAAUUUUGAUCUAGUCACUAUAGCCUCUCGAGUUUUUGGAAAUGUUUCUGUCUAAGUAUGUAGUGCAAUU
Messenger RNA from Colletotrichum phormii, 1718 nucleotides. RefSeq lists its product as uncharacterized. The coding region runs from base 1 to 1542 and encodes 513 amino acids. The record is from RefSeq and is a predicted model, not a curated record. Gene Ontology annotation, molecular function: FAD binding. The transcript has 3 exons. Lineage: Eukaryota; Fungi; Ascomycota; Sordariomycetes; Glomerellales; Glomerellaceae.